Aspergillus novofumigatus IBT 16806 is the source of this 438-nucleotide messenger RNA. RefSeq lists its product as uncharacterized. The record is from RefSeq and is a predicted model, not a curated record. The coding region runs from base 1 to 438 and encodes 145 amino acids. Lineage: Eukaryota; Fungi; Ascomycota; Eurotiomycetes; Eurotiales; Aspergillaceae. The transcript has a single exon.
AUGGCCACUAUCACCCCCCUGCAUGGCGCAUAUAUAACAUUGGUCCCGCCACUGCAUGCAUUCGGCCUGGGCCAUCUCCUCAUCCAAACCCUGCUGGGUCUGAUGCUGCUGCUGCUGGAUAUCCAUGGCAGCCUACUGCUGGGCCUGCGCCUGCUGGGCGUGCCAUACCGCCAUGGGAAUGGAUGGCUGGCUGCAAAUAACUCAUUGGAUGGGGUGGGACUGGCAGCCUCCCUGGGGACCUUGCACGGCAGCUGGCUGUGGCUGAGCUGGGGUGCCUCUCUCCCUGCCUCUCUCCUGCCUGAUGGCCUGCCUGGUAUGGAACCUCUGGGCUUGCUCACCUGGCAUGGGGCUACUACCAACCUGGCUGGAUCCACCUCCUGCCCCUCCCAAUCAGGAUUACACCCGUCACAUGCCUGCUCCCUGGCAUCCGCAUCCUAG